UAUACACACAACAUAUUCUUGAGCUUCCAAUUUUCAAAAAAAAGCUUACAUUUUUCUUGAUGGGCUUUUUGAAUUUGCAAAUGGGUAUUUGUUUUUUUGUUCUUUUACUUACUUUGAGCUGCACUCUUGUGGAUUCACAAAUUGAAAGUAGAAAAACUGUAAUUCAAGGAAGGAUUUUUAUUGAUGGAAAAAGUGCCAUUGCAAAGAUUGAUAGUGACUUUAUUUGUGCUACUAUGGAUUGGUGGCCACCAGAGAAGUGUGAUUAUGGUACUUGUAGUUGGGGCCAUGCUUCCCUUCUCAAUGUGGAUCUAAACAACAAAAUUUUUCAGAAUGCCAUCAAAGCUUUUUCAAGAUUAAAGAUUAGAUUAGGAGGGACUUUGCAAGACAAAGUUGUUUACCAAACAGAAAAUAAUCCGAAACCCUGCAUCCCAUUCUUGAAAAACACCUCAGAGUUAUUUGGUUUCACUGAGGGAUGCUUGCCUCUAUACAGAUGGGAUCAAUUAAGCAAUUUCUUCCAAGAAACAGGGGCUGAAAUUAUAUUUGGAUUAAACGCACUUGCUGGCAAAACAAUACAAGCUGAUAAUUCAGCAGUUGGACCUUGGGACUCUGCAAAUGCUGAAUCUUUGAUGCGUUACACGGUUAAGAAGAAUUACACCAUGUAUGCUUGGGAGCUUGGGAAUGAGCUGUCUGGAACUGGAGUUGGAACAAGAGUAACAGCAAAUCAGUAUGCUUUCGACACAUUGACCUUGCGAAACAUAGUUCAAGAAAUCUAUAAAGGUGUCGAGCCUAAGCCACGGAUAAUUGCACCUGGUGGUUUCUUUGAUGCCAACUGGUUCAAGGAGUUUGUAGACAAAACACCCGAAACCCUAGACAUAAUCACUCACCACAUAUACAAUCUUGGCCCAGGAGUUGAUCAACAUCUUGUUGAAAAGAUACUCGACCCAUCAUAUCUAGAUGGGGAGGCUGAUACUUUCAAGCAACUUCAGAAUAUCCUCAAGACUUCUAUAACUUCAGCUUCUUCUUGGGUUGGUGAAGCUGGCGGGGCUUAUAACAGUGGACACAAUCUCGUCACUAAUGCAUUUGUGUUCAGUUUCUGGUACUUGGAUCAGCUAGGAAUGUCAGCUGUUUAUGACACAAAAACAUACUGCAGACAAACUUUGAUUGGAGGAAACUAUGGUUUACUCAACACUACAACCUUUGAGCCAAAUCCAGAUUACUACAGUGCUCUUCUUUGGCAUCGGUUGAUGGGUAGAAAGGUUCUUUCUACAAACUUCAAUGGGACGAAGAAAAUUCGAGCUUAUGCACAUUGUGCCAAAGAAUCUAAUGGAAUAACAUUACUACUGAUCAACCUUGAUAACAAAACGACAGUUGAUGUAAGCUUAUCUUUAAAUAGCACUUGGAGGGUGCAUAAACUCAAAUCUUCUCACCAUCAUCACCAUAAAGCAAACAAGUCACGUAACUCUAAGAUUGGUGGAUUAAACACACGGGAAGAAUACCAUUUGACAGCCAAAAACAGAGAUUUACACAGUCAAGUAAUGAUGCUUAAUGGUAAAGAGUUGGCAGUAAAUUCAUACGGGGAGAUACCACCAUUAGAGCCUGUGUAUCUGAAUUCUUCAGAGGCCAUUAGUGUUGCUCCCUUUUCUAUUGUGUUUGCUCAUAUACCACAUCUUACUGUGUACGCUUGCAACAAUUGAGAUGCUAAAACAUAGAUGCAUACGUGGAAUGGAACUGAAAAUCAGUUCCAUUUUGGUUAUUGAUUUAUAGUUAUAUUCGAUAGUGCUAUUUUUUUUUUUAUCAA
Molecule: messenger RNA, 1798 nt
Organism: Erigeron canadensis
Lineage: Eukaryota; Viridiplantae; Streptophyta; Magnoliopsida; Asterales; Asteraceae
Product: heparanase-like protein 3
Exons: 9
Coding region: 60-1694 (544 amino acids)
Cellular component (GO): membrane; plant-type cell wall
Molecular function (GO): beta-glucuronidase activity
Source: RefSeq, a predicted model, not a curated record